CUUAUGCAGGCUUUUGUUGCUCUAUGAGCGAUCAUGAGGUGUAAAGAAAGAGCAGUGGAAAGCGGUUGGAGUGUGUGGGUGUGUUGUUGGAAGGGAGGUCGCUCACACACACACACACACACACACAGACAGGUUUAGGAAAGCAUGGCACAGGGACACAGAGGCUUCGAUCUUCUGCUGCCUGAGGAGAAAGGAGGAACACUGUAUGUGUUGAUGCUGCUCUCCAUCUUCCCUCUCUACUGCUGGUUUCGUGGAGGAGAGAGCAGAGAGGAAGAGAUCGAAAUUUCCUCUGUUUGCCAUCGACCUGAAGGUCUGGAAGUGCUACAGGAAGAGACCAGAUUCAGCAAGACAGAGCUGCAGUUCCUCUACAGGGCCUUCAAAAAUGAAUGUCCCAGUGGAGUGGUGAACGAGGACAUCUUUAAACUUAUUUACUCUCAGUUCUUCCCACAGGGAGAUUCAACCAAUUAUGCACAUUUCCUAUUCGAGGCAUUUGAUACUAACAAGAAUGGCUGUUUGAGUUUUCAGGAGUUUGUUGCUGGACUGUCACUCAUCCUUAGAGGCUCAAUGUAUGACCGGCUAAAUUGGGCAUUUAAUUUCUAUGACAAUGAUAAAGAUGGAUUCAUCACAAAAGAGGAGAUGACAAAAAUCAUGAAGUCGAUUUAUGAUAUGAUGGGGAAGUACGUGUAUCCAUCCAUGCAUGAUGAUAUUCCCAGAGAACAUGUGGAACACUUCUUUCAGAAAAUGGACAGAAACCGUGAUGGAGUGGUCACCAUUGAGGAGUUCAUGGAGUCAUGUCAAAAGGAUGAGAAUAUCAUGCGGUCAAUGCGUCUGUUUGACAGCGUCUUUUAGGUGUUUCUGCCCGGCUGUGGAUUUCAGA
Molecule: messenger RNA, 877 nt
Organism: Rhinichthys klamathensis goyatoka
Lineage: Eukaryota; Metazoa; Chordata; Actinopteri; Cypriniformes; Leuciscidae
Product: Kv channel-interacting protein 2
Exons: 8
Coding region: 145-849 (234 amino acids)
Biological process (GO): regulation of potassium ion transmembrane transport
Cellular component (GO): voltage-gated potassium channel complex
Molecular function (GO): calcium ion binding; potassium channel regulator activity
Source: RefSeq, a predicted model, not a curated record